This is a messenger RNA of Austrofundulus limnaeus, 817 nucleotides long. Its product is annotated as adenylyl cyclase-associated protein 1. Gene Ontology annotation, biological process: cytoskeleton organization; actin filament organization; cell morphogenesis. Gene Ontology annotation, cellular component: cytoplasm. Gene Ontology annotation, molecular function: adenylate cyclase binding; actin binding. NCBI's taxonomy places the organism in Eukaryota, Metazoa, Chordata, Actinopteri, Cyprinodontiformes, Rivulidae. The record is from RefSeq and is a predicted model, not a curated record.
UGCUGGGUAAAUUCAUCAGCACAUUCAGGAAGGAGCUGACCCAGUCUGCAGAGCGAGCCCGAACCUCGAGCACGCCCUCCGAGAUACAACGGACCGAAUCACUGCUCGACCCGGUUAGCAGGUAUGGCAGAGUUGGCGAGUCUGGUGCAGCGGCUGGAGGUKGCGGUGGGCCGUCUGGAGUCCAUGUCGGGCUCGGGGGGCAGCGCUGGAGCCCCUUCUGGAGGAGCCGUAGCGGUGUUCGUCGGAGCCUUCGACACGAUUGUCAACGGACCCGUGGCCCAAUACAUGUCCCUCAGCCAGCAGAUCGGAGGAGACGUCCAGAAACAUGCAGUGAUGAUGAAGCAGGCGUUCUCCAAUCAGAGACAGCUCCUCGUCACAGCUUCAUCCUCCCAGAAGCCCUCAGACGCGGUCCUGAAGUCUCUCUUGGAGCCUGUCUCUAAAACCAUCCAGCAGGUUCAGGCGUUCCGUGAGCAGAACCGGACCUCCCCGCUGUUCAACCACCUGUCUGCUGUCAGCGAGAGCGUCCCCGCCCUGGGAUGGGUCGCCAUGGACCCRAAGCCCGGACCGUACGUCAAAGAAAUGCAGGACGCUGCCAUGUUCUACACCAACAGAGUCCUGAAGGAGUACAAGGACAAGGACAAGACACACGUGGACUGGGUGAAGGCCUACUUGUCCAUCUGGACCGAGCUGCAGAACUACAUCAAACAGCACCACACCACUGGACUGACCUGGAGCAGAACCGGUCCGGUUGCCUCUGCCUCUGCUGCCCCCCCCAGCGCUCCGGCUGGUGGAUGUCCCCCCCCACCUCCCCCUGGAC